Molecule: messenger RNA, 6170 nt
Organism: Tympanuchus pallidicinctus (lesser prairie-chicken)
Lineage: Eukaryota; Metazoa; Chordata; Aves; Galliformes; Phasianidae
Gene: ZNF143
Product: zinc finger protein 143
Exons: 17
Coding region: 232-2145 (637 amino acids)
Biological process (GO): central nervous system development; regulation of transcription by RNA polymerase II
Cellular component (GO): nucleus
Molecular function (GO): RNA polymerase II cis-regulatory region sequence-specific DNA binding; DNA-binding transcription factor activity, RNA polymerase II-specific
Source: RefSeq, a predicted model, not a curated record
CCGCGCGGCUCGGGGCGGCGCUGAGGCGGGCGGGCGCUGAGGCGGCCGUUUCCUGUCCUGGUGCAUGGUGGUCGGACGGAGGAAUUGUUGGAAAAUUUCUCGGCGAGUGUGUGAUCCUGAACUUCUUGCUGGCACUGGAGUUGCUGAUAGACUGAAAGCCCUGCUGUUGUUAUGGGUGACCAUGAGUGAAUCGUCAGCUUCAUUUUAAUUUUGGGGACAAAAAGGCAGACAAUGUUACUAGCUCAGAUAAACCGAGACUCUCAGGGAAUGACUGAAUUUUCUGGAGGAGGAAUGGAGGCCCAGCAUGUGACUCUGUGUCUGACAGAAGCUGUAGCCGUGCAAGAUGGUGACAACUUAGAAAACAUGGAAGGUGUAAGUUUGCAAGCAGUUACCCUGGCUGAUGGCUCCACUGCAUACAUACAGCACAAUUCUAAAGAUGGUAAAUUAAUGGAUGGCCAAGUGAUUCAACUAGAAGAUGGUUCUGCAGCCUAUGUUCAACAUGUACCCAUGACUAAAAGUAGGGACAGCUUGCGUUUGGAAGAUGGACAAGCAGUUCAGCUGGAGGAUGGAACUACAGCAUUCAUUCAUCACACCUCCAAAGACAGUUAUGAUCAGAGUGCGUUACAAGCAGUCCAGCUGGAGGAUGGCACUACUGCCUACAUUCACCACGCCGUGCAGAUGCCACAGUCAGAUACCAUUUUAGCCAUUCAAGCUGAUGGCACAGUGGCUGGUCUUCACACGGGAGAUGCUGCCAUUGACCCAGAUACCAUCACUGCUUUGGAGCAAUAUGCAGCUAAGGUGUCUAUUGAUGGAAAUGACAGUGUCAGUAGCACGGGAAUGAUAGGCGAAAAUGAACAAGAAAAAAAAAUGCAGAUUGUCUUGCAGGGACAUGGAACAAGAGUGGCUGCAAAGUCUCAGCAGAGUGGAGAGAAAGCAUUUCGCUGUGAUUAUGAUGGCUGUGGAAAACUGUACACAACAGCUCACCAUCUUAAGGUACACGAAAGGUCACACACAGGAGACAGACCAUAUCAGUGUGAACAUCCUGGAUGUGGUAAAGCUUUUGCAACAGGGUAUGGAUUAAAAAGUCAUAUCCGAACACACACUGGUGAAAAGCCGUAUCGGUGCACAGAAGAAAACUGCACCAAGUCAUUCAAGACUUCAGGAGACCUACAGAAACACAUCCGAACCCACACAGGCGAAAGGCCCUUUAAGUGUCCUUUUGAAGGCUGUGGCAGGUCGUUCACAACAUCUAAUAUUAGAAAGGUUCACAUCAGGACACAUACAGGUGAAAGACCUUAUUACUGCACAGAGCCAGGAUGUGGGAGAGCUUUUGCCAGUGCAACUAAUUAUAAGAAUCAUGUGAGAAUACACACAGGGGAGAAGCCCUAUGUCUGUACAGUUCCUGGUUGUGAUAAACGUUUUACAGAGUAUUCCAGUUUAUACAAACAUCAUGUUGUACAUACUCAUUCCAAACCAUACAAUUGCAAUCACUGUGGAAAGACAUACAAGCAGAUUUCUACACUUGCUAUGCACAAGCGGACGGCACAUAAUGACACAGAGCCCAUUGAAGAGGAACAAGAGGCUUUUUUUGAGCCACCUCCAGGUCAAGGGGAAGAUGUCCUGAAAGGCUCGCAAAUAGCCUAUGUGACAGGUGUAGAGGGAGAGGACGUCAUCUCUGCACAAGUUGCUACAGUUACUCAGUCAGGGUUAGGUCAACAAGUAGCGCUAAUUUCCCAGGAUGGAACCCAACACGUCAACAUAUCUCAGGCAGAUAUGCAGGCCAUUGGAAAUACGAUCACUAUGGUAACACAAGAUGGCACCACUAUCACAGUCCCUGCCCACGACGCCGUCAUCUCUUCUGCAGGAACACAUUCUGUAGCAAUGGUUACAGCAGAAGGCACCGAAGGACAGCAGGUUGCCAUCGUGGCUCAAGACUUAGCAGCGUUUCAUAGCACCUCAUCAGAAAUUGGACAUCAACAGCAUGGGCACCAUUUAGUGACCACAGAAGCGCGGCCCGUCACGUUGUUGGCUACGUCCAACGGAACACAAAUUGCAGUACAGCUUGGAGAACAACAGUCUCUGGAAGAAGCCAUUAGAAUAGCCUCCAGAAUACAACAGGGUGAAACACCAGGAAUUGAUGAUUAACUUCUAAAACUGCUACCAGAACAAUAGAGUGAAAGGUAUUUUAUUUUCAAACAACAAAAGUCCAUGCCAGCAGCAAUCCACAAAAACUUUGAAGUUCCCCUCUCAUCGAUACUGUGUACACAUUUUAUGCAAGAGCAAAGAACGUUUUCUAAGCGUUGUGUACAUAACCCUGGGAAUGGACUGACAUCAUCUACUUCCAACUGUUGUACAUUCAGGAAGAUGGAAUUAGGAUUAUCUAGUAAAUUUCCUUGUUAUCCUUUCAUCAGAUUUCAGACUGGUCUACAAGCAAGUUAAAAACAAAACAGAAGUACUGGAGUUAAUUUCUAGUGUCAUGUACAAUAACAAAGGCAUUACUGAAUAUUUGAAGUGUUGCAAAGACUAUAACAAAAUCACAGUUUCAAGAGCCCUUACAAGUUAUAAAGAAGACAGAGCCUGUUCAGUUGUUUUCCAUAAAUGGAAAAGACGUGGAUUUUGAGCCUACUGUAAACCUUCAUACUUUGAUUCGUUUCAUACAGAUUUGAAUACUCUUUAGAUUACCCACCCCAUCUCAUUCAUUGUAAAUACAGAUUGUUAAUGCUGGAAGUGCUAAUUGUAUUAUCUUUAAAUUGGAUUGUGUACAAAGGAGAAACUUUGGUUGUUCAAUAUUAAAAUAAGUAAAUCUAAUGAUUUCGUUUCUUUACAUAUUUUACUUAAGAUGUUACUCUGAAAUUAUUAUGCAAUAAAAGAUAACAAGAUUGUAUUAUCUAGAUAGGAUGAUGUUGUUCUGUGACAUACUGUUUUACUUUUGGUGGGACAAGUGAAAUUAUUUAUUUAUGGCCUUGUAUAAUUUUUUUUCCAAAGUUUAUUUAUCAUAAAUCUCAAUUUUUAACUUACUCAUUUUGACCGCGGUCCACUGAAGUGUAAGAAGUAAUCAGUGCUAAGAGUUAUUUUCAGCAUGCUGAAGCACUACAGAAAUUGUUUAAAAGCAUAAUCAGUCAACUGAUUUUGAUUAAAAGUAAACUAGGAGUUUUCAAGAGGAAUAUGUUCAAACGGUGCAUUUGGGGCAUAAACACGUGUAUUAACAGUCUGUUUUCAGCAGUUCUGAGUGCCUGCACUACUGUUUGUUACCUACGAUGUGCUGAUAAGCAGUGAUUUUGAAAAUCAGGACACAAGUUAGUAGGAAAAAAAAGGAUUAAUUAAAGAUUAUGUAAGUACAGUGCUCCUCUCCACCUGCCAUUCUAUAAAGGAAAAAAAUUCAUUGUAGAUAAAUCUAACACGGACUGUAAGAUGUAACUUACAACUUUUUAUACAGAAAAAUGCCUUUAAUUGUCUUGUUAGUAAGCUUGUUGAGCAAGUUAAACUUCCUUGGCUCCCUGUAAGAUUCAGUGCUUGCUUUAGAUGAAUGUCGAGAACACUUCUGAAACUGAAGCCCCACCUUUAUCCUUCUCAAGGAAAAGAUUAAACAUCUUGGGGGUAAAAAGUCAAUCGAGUUAUCAUUUUCUAUGUCUUGUGAGGGGCUUGUUUUGCAUUUAAAAAAAAAAAAGUUAAUAACUAUGUGCUUGGAGGUAUUUGACAUCAAAAAGGCCACGCUGAAUAUAAUGUGAUUGACUACAUCGAUACGGGUUGCAGCUUUUUAUGCUUUUCAUACAGAUGGCCAACUGCAAAAUGCUGCGAGAGAACACAGUGCUGUGGGAUAAAGGUGGUCAAAACAGACCUUCAACAGAGCUGUUAGGAAACAAAACUUGAAAACGUUCAGGUUGUCUGCAACCUUCCUGUAGGAUUGAGGCUGUUUACUUACUUAGGUGCCAGAUUUCCUGAAAUUUUGAGUAAUUUUGAUGUCCCAUGGAGAUAAGCUGUACUAUGCAAAGAGGUUAAUUACAUGUCAACUAGAUCAGUUUCUUAGUUUUUACGACCUUUUAGAAAUUAAAGAUGUAUCAUUUGACAUGAAAGUUCAAGUUUUUUUCUUAAAUUUCAUUGCUAAUAGUUUUUGGAAACACUGGCUGGAAGUGACUGAACGAAGAAAUAACAGUGCCUCUCAUUUCCCAGGACACUUUCUGACCACUGUACAAAUGUGAGUAUUGCUUCUCCCUUCAUAGUAGUUAGUUUCCUGCUAGGUAUUAAAAACAUUGAUAAGGAAGCUUGAUAAGCUUGAUAAGGAAAAGCUGCAAAAUAUUUAGGUAAUGUUUCUUGUAUCUUACCAGUUGUUCUUGCAAAACACCCACCAAUCAAAGGUUGUGCUUCCCCCAUAGCUACCCCUAUAAAGGAACACAUACUUAAAUACCGAAUAAACAAGGCAGACUGACUUAGACUGUUUAGUCUUGAAAGAGAAGCAGAGAUGAUUACAUGCAUUUUCACUGGGAGUAUGUAUGUGUAACAGACUUGUUUUCAGAAUGGAGAGUCCUCUGCGAUUUUCUGCUGGUUUCCCAGGACUUGGAAGGGAACCUUCUUGUGAGCAUGCAUCACCACUGGAAGGUUCUGCAGUGGAGAUCACACAAGUUGAAAGUGGGUGAGGAAGGGAUCUUGGUGAAAAGGAUUCCAGGAGGAGGCAGCAAAGAACAUGCCCAGAAGGGCUGGGUGUGAGGCAGUAGAAAUCUCUUAGUUUUGCCAUAGAUUUUACUUCUCUUUUUGAAUGUUCUGUUUCAAAGGGAGCACUGGGAGAAGGAAUUGUAAAAGAGGGAUCCUAUGAAGUAGAACAGCCCUUCCUCUUAGAAACUGGCUCCCACAUUUCCAGCGUUCCCAGUCACAGUUUUCUUUCAGACUUGAAUUUCAGCCCUAACUCCUUCCUUACAGGAAAAAAACAAGCCAUCUCUAGACUUGGCAGUCAGCACUGGGGGAUUUGCUUUUCUUUACAGUAGUUCAGUGCCUCUCCAGAUAGUAAAAACAGAGAGGCAAUUAUUAGAGGUGCUCCAGGCUGAUGACCUUUUGUGCCAGAGGCAUUGUGCAUAACAAUGGGACAGUUUUUACCCUAAAGAGCUUAAUGCCAAAGCACACAUGAAUAGGCUGAAGCUGCAAGACUGUGUUUUUAGAAGAGUAAAUCCUGCAGCCUGACAACAAAGUUGUAGAAAGCCAUAAUCCCUGAUAGUAUAAGUAAUCUCAGCGACCAGUCAGCUGACUGAUACCAGAGAUAUUCAGGCACUCUAUGGCAGGAACAAGGACAUGUGAUGUCUGCCUAGCACACAACAGAAGGAGAAAGCUAAUAGUCCAGAUAAACAGAAUGUAGGAGCUUGGAGGGCAGCUUUUCCUGAACUUUACUCUAGCUCCUAACCUUCAUUAAACUGUGGGGAUGUUCUGGCUUCCCUGACUGUCAUGUUGUAGUAGAGUACUGAAAAAUCCCUGUGUGCUCCAUGCUUCUCAGGAGGCAGAGCUGAGAAGCUUUAAUCAGUUUCAACCACUAGGAAAAGACAGCAGAGCAAGGAUGUAAAGACCUGUUUGAACCCAGCAACUUAACAGCUGCAUACCUUAGGGUGACCACAGCUCCAGCUGAACCAGAAUGCAUAAGUGCCCUAUGAUGAACCCAUCGCAGUCACUUAGUUUGUCUUUGAAGGGUAGCAAUAAGAUGUGCAGCACAGAUUUCAGCAGUUUUCAUGUAUAGCACAAGUGAAAGUAAGAAUAGGGCAGGCAGGAAAAUUAUUUCUGAAGGGGCAAGCUCUGAAUUUCUAGAGAAAUGGAAAACCAGAAAUGAAGGGUACCUUGUAUUCUAUGCAGCUAUUUACAGUUGUUUGAGACUUCAGAAAUAUACUAUUUCACUCUUUCUCAUUUCUUUCUCAAAAAUAUACCAGAAUUAACACGUGCCUUGUCUGCACAGAUGCAAAUGCAUGAAUUCAUUUCCAGCAUGAAUUCAGACCCCAGCUCACUGUUGAUAAUAAUGUACUCCUAUUUUUGCAAAUCAGUAUGUAUUUGAAUUGUGGAUCUUCCAAAAGUAAAUUUUGCUCCAUUGGAUAAAAGCCUUCUGAAGUCUGAACCUAUAUGACAGGAGACCAAAAGCCUGUCUUGGUUACUGUGCCUUAAACAGUAAACUAUGCUCCAUAAAAUAAGUUGUAUAGAUC